AUGUCAACCGGCUUUCUUCAACAAAAGGAGGAGGAUAGUGAACCACUUCAAGACAAGGAGCAGUUCCAGAGUUUGGUAGGAGCUUUGUUGUAUAUAGCCGUUAAUACAAGACCUGAUGUGGCUAUUGCAACCUCUAUUCUUGGAAGACGUGUAUCGAAGCCUACUAAAGCCGACUGGAAUGAAGGUAAAAGAGUUUUGCGUUAUCUCAAGGGGACAAUCGACCUUGAACUACAUUUGGGAGGCACAGAGCAAUUCGAACUUGAAGCCUUUGCCGAUGCAGAUUGGGCAGGAGAAGUCGGUGACCGGAAGUCAAACACCGGUUACAUUUUCAAGCUGUGCGGUGGACUUAUCAACUGGAAAUGCAGUAAAAAGACUGGAGUUUCAUUGUCAAGUACUGAAGCGGAAUACAGCGCCCUUGCUGAAUGUCUUCAAGAACUGCAGUUGGUUCGAAAAUUGAUGAACGACCUUGGCGAAAGACUGCAGCUGCCGAUAAAGGUGAAUGAAGACAAUCAGAGUUGUAUUGCUCUCUCCGUUGCUGAUAGGAACACCCGACGGUCGAAACACAUUGACACGAAGUUCUGUUCCGUAAAGAACCUUGUACAGAAUGGUAUCGCAACCAUACAGUACUGCCCAACGGAUAUGAUGGAAGCAGACCUGUUAACCAAGCCUUUGGGAGCAAUCAAAUUGAAGCAGCUACGAGAAGCUAUUGGCAUAAAAUCGAUCAAUGUUGAGGAGGAGUGUUGA
Messenger RNA from Toxorhynchites rutilus septentrionalis, 744 nucleotides. RefSeq lists its product as uncharacterized. Lineage: Eukaryota; Metazoa; Arthropoda; Insecta; Diptera; Culicidae. The record is from RefSeq and is a predicted model, not a curated record. The transcript has a single exon. The coding region runs from base 1 to 744 and encodes 247 amino acids.